AUGGAUGAGUCAACAGAGGUUCGAACAGAUGGCAAUUCUCUGCUGAAGGCUGUCUAUUUGUGCCGUCUGCGUCUGACUCGGCUGCUCCUGGAGGGAGGGGCCUACAUAAACGAGAGUAAUGAACAUGGCGAGACACCCCUCAUGGUGGCCUGCAAGACACACCAUACAGAUUCACAGAGUGUACCCAAGCACAAGAUGGUUCGGUAUCUUCUGGAAAGUGGAGCUGAUCCAAACAUCCAAGACAAGACGGGGAAAACGGCACUGAUGCAUGCAUGUCUCGAACAAGCCGGAGCUGAAAUUCUCUCACUCUUGUUGAGCAGUGGAGCUGAUCCGACUCUGGAGGAUCAUGCAGGCUUAUCAGCACUGAUUUACGCUGUCAAUUCAGGCAACAGGGACAUCCUCAGGGUCCUCCUGGAUGCUUGUAAAGCAAAGGGUAAGGAGGUUAUCAUCAUCACCACCAACAAACUGCCAUCCGGCCAUCAGAUGACAAAGCAGUACCUCAAUGUCCCUCCACCUCCUGACCUUGAGGAGCGUCUGCAUUUCACCCCAACAUCUUUUUGUAUGUCUCCAUAUGAUUUCCAACUACGAACUCCUCCACAGGGCUCCUCAGCAAGUGCUUCCCCCCAACCUGGUAGCCCCCUUCUUGGCCCCAGAGAUCCCCAAUGUUUAGGGUCAGGACCUGGCCAAGUCACAUCUCGACCAGGCUCGCCAAUCCAACAUCCUAGUCCUUUACGUGUCCCUGGUGUGGAUAAGCGAAUCAACCUCCAGAGGCUACACUCAGAGCAGUGGUCCAAAAGUCCUUCCCUGCUGCUCCAGCAGAGCCAGGCCUCCUCUCUGACAGAGGAGCCAGUGCAAAUUACACCUGAGGAGGAGUUGUCCUUCAGAGUCAAUAAUCUCGCCUUCCAUGGAAGGCCUCCAGCUGUUUCACGCCACCACAGCAUUGAUGUCAAAGACACAACAGGGCUUCUGAAAGCACUAGAGAACAUGUCAGGAAGUGAGAAUAGGGGAGGGGGUGGAAAAAGAGGCUUUGGUAGAAAGAUGUCAUAUGACAGCACUGCAAGUUCACUACAUUCUGCUUCACACCCAAACUUGCAUCAAGACAGUCUCCCCUUCCCCCAUGAUUCCUGUCCUUUGGAUGAAGAUUCCUCUGACUGUCUCAGACAACUGAAUGUUUCCAGUCUGCAAAAUGUGGUCCGUCGUCGUAACAUUGGUAUUGACCACUACAGUUCUGACUCUCAGCUACCACAAUUUGGCAACCGAGACAAUAGCUCCAAGAAUAGUGGCGGAGCUGGAACUGGACCAGAAAGGCACAAGCUGGUCAACAGCAGAUCCUCCACUCUGUCAGGAUCCAGGGAGUCCUUAGAGAGCUCUGUCCAGAGGCGAGGAGCUGCUGGGCUGGAGCGAAGAGGUUCAGGGGCUCUCCUUUUGGAUCACAUUGCCCACACUCGCCCUGGAUACCUGCCUCCACUUAAUCCCCAUGCUCCGAUACCAGAUAUUGGGGUCAGCUCUAGCUCUUCCUACCCUUUGAGUGGAAGUAGCAAGACACUGAAUGGUGUUCUUACAGGUUCAAAGCCUAUUCUACCCUGUGCACCUAUUUUCCUGAGGGAUUUGAAGGCCAAGAAAAUGCUGUGGAGACGACACUCAAUGCAGAGUGAGCAGAUAAAUCAGCUGGUCAACUUCAAGGAAACUUUUGGCCACUAG
This is a messenger RNA of Chelmon rostratus (copperband butterflyfish), 1701 nucleotides long. RefSeq names its product ankyrin repeat domain 34Bb (gene ankrd34bb). Lineage: Eukaryota; Metazoa; Chordata; Actinopteri; Chaetodontiformes; Chaetodontidae. Bases 1 to 1701 code for a protein of 566 amino acids. The record is from RefSeq and is a predicted model, not a curated record. Gene Ontology annotation, molecular function: protein binding. The transcript is spliced from 2 exons.